Messenger RNA from Aspergillus lentulus, 2430 nucleotides. The record is from RefSeq and is a predicted model, not a curated record. Lineage: Eukaryota; Fungi; Ascomycota; Eurotiomycetes; Eurotiales; Aspergillaceae.
UCCGCCGGCAACAGUACAGCGACAAAAACAGUGACGUUAGACGAGCAGUCAAUCAUCAAUCUGGAUCGGUUUGUGGACAAUGGACACUUGAAUUGGCAGGCUCCUGCAGGCAACGGAAACUGGAAGAUAUUUUCAUUCUGGGAGGGCUUUACAAACCAAGUUUCGUGCACUGGGGGCCUCAAUGGAACAACAACAAUUGAGAAUGGCUCUUUGGUGGUAGACCAUUUUAGCGAAGCAGGAGCGAGAUUACACACCGACUUCUUUGAUAAUCAUGUUCUCGUGGAGAGCACCAUCAACGAGGGUCUGAGGACCAACGGCGCUUAUGCCUGGGAGGACAGCAUGGAGUUAUUGUUUGCUCUUCCCUGGACACGAGGAUUCCUCGCUCGAUUUGAGACGACCCAUGGAUAUAGUCUAGUCAAGUACCUACCCCUUCUUUUUGGCCAAGCCAACUCCUGGGGAGAGCAGUUCCCCCCAUAUCCAGAAGAAUACGAGUAUGGAGAGUAUUAUACCGAUGGGCUUAGCAUUCACAACGCAAAUUACCGAGAGACACUGAGUGAAUGCUAUCAGGAAUACCUACAUUCCCAUGUACAGUGGUCCAAAUCGCACGGAAUAGGCUUUUCGGCCCAGCCAUCAUACAAUCUACCCUUGAGCUUCGCGAACGAAAUUGCGGCUGUUGAUGGUCCGGAGGGCGAGUCACUAACAUUCGGCGAUCGCCUGGAUGCCUAUCGGAGCCUUUCAGGACCAGCGCAGCUUGCAGGCAAAGCCGAUAUCUCCUCUGAGGUUGGGGCCGUGUCCAUCCCUGCAUUUAGUCAGACUAUUCCGGACCUGCUUCUGUCUAUUAAGAAGUCUUACGCUGCUGGCUUGACAAUGAUGGUUAUUCAUGGCAUGUCAUACAGUGGCCCAUACGUGGGGACAUCCUGGCCUGGGUAUCAGCCGUUCGCGUAUAGAUUCACCGAGACGUGGAGCCGUGUCCAGCCCGCCUGGCAGCAUAUGAAGGAUACACUUGACUACUUGGGGAGAACACAACACAUUCUCAAAGCUGGGAAGCCCCGCAUUGACCUUGCGAUGUAUUACUCUCCUAGCCGAUGGAGUAGUAACAAAUUCUAUGACUCCGAAGCUCUUCAACAACAAGGAUACGCAUACAAUUUCAUUGGCCCUCAAAAUCUGCAACUCCCUGAUGUGUCUGUUUCUGAUGGACUUCUUGCGCCCAAUGGGCCCGGGUACCAAGCAUUGAUAUUUUUGAAUGGUACAAGAAUCAACGAUAAAGUCCUGUCCAAGGUCAAGGAGUUCAGCCGUGCCGGGCUACCAGUUUUCUUUAUCGGUGAUGUCGAGUCCUUGCCACUAUUAUCACAACCGAGUGAAACCGAAAAUGCUACUGAUAUGGUGAAGGAGCUGAUUAAAAACAGUGACAAUAUCCACCAUGUUACUACAAAUGAUGAGCUCCUGGAAGGUCUAGAAAGGGCAGAGAUCAGACCGCGCGUGCAAAUUAACGCAGUCAAAAGCUCCGUUCUGAGCGUCUAUCGCACAGAGCCCGAGUCAGGAAUCGACUACAUUUGGCUUUUCAAUGACGCGGCCGCCACAAUCAACUUUACCGCAGACUUUCGAAUUCGUGGAGAUCGUUUACCAUUUUAUCUAAAUGCAUGGACUGGGACGUCAUGCCCUAUCGCAAGAUACUCAUUCUCGGAUAGUCGGCUGCGGAUUCCGCUAACACUGCAACCCUAUGAGACAACUAUCAUAGCGUUGAAACCCUUGACGAGUAAAAGGCCGCCCUGGGUCGCUUAUAGCACAGGUCAGGUUGAGAGAGUCUGGUACAACAGAGAUGGGAAGCUCUUCGCUAGCCUUAGAGGACCAGCUGUAGUCACGAUCAAUGGUACCAAAAAGAAAACGCUCAGCGCAGUCGUCCCAUCCCCUACGGAACUCAAGCACUGGGACCUCGAAAUCCACGACUGGAGGGCCAUUCCGAACGAUACAAGAACAAUUGAACCGUUGAUAGUUGUCCACAAAUUCGUCAACCAAUCCCUGCUACCUUGGAAGAACAUAAGCCACGAGCUGGCAGCCGUGAGUGGUAUCGGCAUAUACUCCGCCAAGUUCGCGGUCCCCAACAUCAGUGGGAUUGGCGGGUUGCUGUCAGUGGGUCCAAUCUUUAAUACUCUCCGCGCCUGGGUGAACGGUCACCAGCUGGACCCAUUUGGUGCGGACGGUGUCAAGGUGGAUAUUACCCCUUAUAUUCGCCAUGGGGAGAAUAAUACCGUUAGGAUUGAGGUGUCCACAACACUAUACAACCGACUUAAGGCUGAUGUGGAUACAAUCCUGCAGAUGGGCGCUCCGCUGUCCGUGUUGGCUCCAACUUAUGCGGAUGGCGAAAGCCAGGCAUACGGUCUAUUGGGGCCAGUUUUUAUUGACUGGCUUGUGAACAAGAUCAUCAAUUAA